CUGCCAAUCUUUCCCAUACAUUAUCUUUUAUAUGGGAGGUCUGUAAGUAGAGGUUGAUCAGUCCCUGAAUAACAUUGACACCACUGUGCGUCAGUGUUGAAUUAUACGAGGGCUCGCUCGAUGCAGCAUGUUCAACUCACCUCACUUGAUCUACUGUAACUGCGCCUCUGUACCGGUGCUUCACAGCCCCAAUGUUUAUUCCGUGUGGAACUGUCCUAUCCAAGCGUCGCCCUCCGUUUACGGGACAUCGUUAGACAGGACGGCCACACACGGCGGAUCAAGCGAACAAACUGAAAACAGCGAAACGAACUCGUCGUCAAGCAGAAACCUCAAGUUUGGAAUUGAGAAUAUUCUAUACGGCAAGUUACAAUCAGACCAACAUGUUGUUCACAGACCGUUCCUAAGCAAUCAUGAGCUCGCCUACAUUCAUCAUCAGCCCUUCAGUUCACCCAUGCGCGCUUCCAGCCGGCCAUGGUGUCGCCCAGUCUUUACGCAGCUCCAACGAAGAGGCCUGGAGAAGCGUUUCCAGGUAACCAAGUACGUGACAAAAAGGGAGAGGUUACAGAUCGGCGCCAUGUUGGGUUUGUCUGAGACGCAGGUGAAAGUGUGGUUCCAGAACAGGAGAACAAAAUGGAGACAUGAGGCUGCGCGGAAAGAAGAAAAACUGAAAGAGAAAUCGUUGAAAAAGGUGGAAGAAAGUCAACAAGAAGAAGAAGAAACGACGAUUGAAAGUGACGAGACUGAGGAAAUCACUGGAGAGUGUUCUUGUGAGGUCAGCGUCAAAGAGUAGUGAUAACGUGAUGACGAAAAAUGACAUCAUGAGAAAAGUAAUUGUGAUUCUUAGCGACAACCGAACGCAAUUUUUUUUUUAAUUUAGAAAGAUUAAAAUAGCUUUAAUUGCGAUUCAACUGCAACGAGUUGUCACUAAGCAGGAAAAAACAAGUUCGACAAAGUCUAAAACUUUGUCUGGAAAUUUGACAGGAAAUCCUGGCAAAGAUAGCAUUGAAUAACAGAAAAAAAAAACUAUAAAGACACCGACAUUUGUAAAGAAACUAAACUGAGAAGAAAGAAGUCAAUGUUAUGUU
This is a messenger RNA of Pocillopora damicornis (cauliflower coral), 1085 nucleotides long. RefSeq lists its product as uncharacterized. The record is from RefSeq and is a predicted model, not a curated record. NCBI's taxonomy places the organism in Eukaryota, Metazoa, Cnidaria, Anthozoa, Scleractinia, Pocilloporidae. Gene Ontology annotation, molecular function: sequence-specific DNA binding.